Molecule: messenger RNA, 738 nt
Organism: Acanthosepion pharaonis
Lineage: Eukaryota; Metazoa; Mollusca; Cephalopoda; Sepiida; Sepiidae
Source: the annotation of a GenBank genome assembly
AUGACUAUUCAUAUUCAUCUAUCUAUCUAUCUAUCUAUCUACCUAUCUAUCAAAGACGAUUCAUAUCUAAGACCAUUCACAUAUCUAUCUAUCUAUCUAUCUAUCUAUUUAUCUAUCUAUCUAUCUAAGACUAUUCACAUCUAUCUCUGUUCUAUCUAUUUAUAUAUGACUAUUCAUAUCUAUCUAUCUAUCUAUCUAUCUAUCUAUCAAAGACUAUUCAUAUCUAAGACCAUUCAUAUCUAUCUAUCUAUCUAUCUAAGACUAUUCACAUCUAUCUCUCUACCAUUCAUAUCUAUCUAUCUAUCUAUCUAUCUAUCUAUCAUACUGAAUAAUUUGAACCAAAUUCAAAUGUCCCACACAAUGGCGAUUUUCUCCUUUCUAUUUUUGUUUCGUGUCAAUUAUCAGCUUUUUUUUUUCUUGUUCUUGUCCACUUCAUCGUUGGUUGCUCAAUUUCCGGUUCAAUCAACGCCAUCAGUGGUCACUUCGCUGGACACAUAUGUCUUCAUUUAUUAUUCAGGACAAUUUUCACAACAUAAUUUACCUAACUUGGUAUCGAACUCUGUUCAUAUCUAUCUAUCUAUCUAUCUAUCUAUCUAUCUAUCUAUCUAUCUCAGCCUAAUAAUUUAUUACUUAUCUAUCUAUCUAUCUAUCUAUCUAUCUAUCUAUCUAUCUCAAGCGAGGAAGAGAAGAAAAAUAGAGGCUUCCUUAUUUGCCUCUAUUUUUGAAGCAAGGAAAUGA